ACAUUUUUAGGGUGGGUCGGGUCAUUUUCUAGUUACAUUUUAGACCUGCCGUGAAAUCCACCACCGCGCGGCGGUUCUUUGUCGGGCGAUCUUCCUCCAACAAAGAUGAAGUCCAGACUCGCAGCUUCCAUGUAUCCAUUAUAUGCUGAUACAUGUAGGAGAUACACACGCAAUGCAAUUUCAUCAAGAUCAGUCGUCCCUCAUCGCCAAAUUAACAGCUCAAGUAGGUCGGUGCACUCUUCUGCGGUUGAGGAUAAGGAUUUCGAGGAGUUAGGUCCAGAAAUAUCAGAUUGCUCUACGAAGCAGAUAAAACUGGUUACUGAGAAACCCGAUCAUCUUCUGAAAUCGAAUCCCUCUAGAAGAGAAUUUGCUGGCAGGGCCCCUUCUUCAGAUACCACGCCAAGGAUAAAAGACAUUGUUGCAAAUAUUGGUAGAGCUUCUCCAACUUCAACUUCAAAGCUUGGCGGCCAUAGUCAUUCUUCUACAGUUCCUGAUGACACUAAAAAAGUCUCCGAUAUCGAAACACCAAACUAUGUCUCUAUUAAGAAUAUAGGCUCGACGGUGGGUCUCUCUGAGCUUGUGGAAGCUAUUUCAGUAUUUGGAAAGGUCUCUGGUGCUUCAUUUGUAACUGCACCUAAUGGAGUUAGGUGUUGCAAGAUCGAGUUUGAGGACGUAGACUCGAGCAGAAGAGCAAUUUCAGUUGGUAAAAUUGAAGUGGGAAGUCAUGUGUUUCCAGUUCAUGCUUUUGAUGCUGUAGAUGUAGCUGCGAUUAGGAUCAAGAACAUAAACGAAGAGACUAGUGAUUAUAAAAUACAUUUCAGAUGUAAGUCUGUUGGUGACUUUGUGGGAUUAGCAAGGAGAGGCAAGGAUGUUGUGGACGCCUUCUAUAUCGUACGGAAUGAGAAAAUCCAUCUGGACAAACUUCAAAGAUUAGACAAUUCAGUAGUUGAUUACAACCGCUGGUCAGCUCAUUUACUCACAGACAAAUCUAAGUCCUCAGAAGUAUCCGAACAUGAGGAAGCCAGACAGAAGCUGGGCUUGCAGAUUUUUGAGUGCUUUGCCAAGCUGAGAAGGGAACUCAGCAUGAAAAAAGUUUACUUGGAGGAUCUAGAGGAUUUGCAUGCGAGUAUAGUGCACAUAGAACGCCGGCCUCCAGCUCCUGAUCUUUCAAGUAACAAGUGAGAUUUUGUUCCUUUAUGUGUAAACUACCCAACUAUUCUGAUAUCAAUUGAAAGCGUUUUCCGGUACCAAUUGAAAGCGGCGGUAUCAUUUGUCUGUGAAGUUUAUCCACCGAGCUUCUUUAUACUAUCGUCGCCUAUCCUUAUUCUGGUGGUCUUUGAAGGGCUGCUUUGUAAAAUGACCUUAUACACUUUUAUAAUUUGCGAAGAAACGAGUUCACA
This is a messenger RNA of Sesamum indicum (sesame), 1400 nucleotides long. RefSeq names its product sucrose-phosphatase-like protein. The record is from RefSeq and is a predicted model, not a curated record. NCBI's taxonomy places the organism in Eukaryota, Viridiplantae, Streptophyta, Magnoliopsida, Lamiales, Pedaliaceae. Gene Ontology annotation, molecular function: nucleic acid binding.